GCCACUCAUUUUUUAGAAUUGACCUUCCACCUAUUGGAGGGAUCGAAGCUGUUGCUUGUCAUGCAAACAUCAGAGGCAAAGACCUCUGUAUUGUCAGCUUGUAUUGGCCUCCGAGAGCUGCGGUUAGCCGCAAACAACUUGAUGACAUGUGCUCACUCCUUCCUGAGCCACGAUUGAUCUUGGGAGACUUCAACUCUCACGGAACUGCCUGGGGGGAACAGUACGACGACAAUCGUUCAUUGUUGAUAUAUGACCUUUGUAACAGCUUUAAUAUGACCGUUUUGAACACUGGGGAAACAACACGUGUACCUAAACCUCCUGCUAACCCAAGUGCUCUUGACCUCUCGCUUUGCUCGAAUUCACUAUCGUUAGAUUGCAAGUGGAAUGUAAUCCAGAACCCCAACGGUAGUGAUCACUUGCCAAUCAAAAUUUCCAUCACCAUUGGGUCGAAUUCUUCUGAAUCUAUAAACAUGGCAUAUGACCUCACAAGACACAUUGACUGGAAAAAAUAUGCGGACGCGAUUGCUCUAGCCAUCAAUUCCAGAGAUGGUUUACCUCCAUUGGAGGAGUAUAACUUCCUUUCUCGUUUGAUCUAUGACAGCGCGGUUCGCGCUCAAACGAAACCCAUCCCAGGUUUUACCAUUUCCCGAAGGCCUCCCAAUCUAUGGUGGGAUAGCCAAUGAUCCAAGCUUUAUGUAGAAAAAUCGAAUGCAUUUAAAGCUUUUCGGAAACGUGGAACCCCUGAAAAUUUUCAAACGUAUUUAGCCCUUGAAGAUCAAUUUAAAAACUUAAUCAAAGGGAAAAAACGUGCUUAUUGGCGAAAUUUCGUGGGAGGUUUGUCACGAGAAACGUCAAUGAAAAAAUUAUGGAAACAUAAGAAAUCGCUCUUCAACGAAUGAAAGCGAAGAAUAUUCACAUCGAUGGAUUUUUAAUUUUGCACGGAAGGUUUGUCCUGAUUCCGCUCCUGUGCAAAACAUUGUUCGAGAUAUACCACAAGGUAGGUGCGAUCUUGAUUCCGAGUUUUCGAUGGUAGAAUUCUCUCUUGCUCUGCUCUCAUGUAACAAUUCUGCUCCGGGAUCGGAUAGAAUUAAGUUCAACUUGCUGAAAAACCUCCCUGAUGUGGCGAAACAUCGCUUGUUGAAUUUAUUCAAUCGGUUUCUGGAGAAUAAUAUUGUUCCAGAUGAUUGGAGACAAGUACGAGUUAUAGCUAUUCAAAAACCCGGAAAACCCGCGUCCGAAUUCAAUUCGUACCGUCCAAUAGCAAUGCUGUCUUGUAUACGGAAAUUGUUGGAGAAAAUGAUCUUGUUUCGCCUUGAUCGAUGGGUUGAAACGAAUGGCCUACUCUCAGAUACACAAUAUGGGUUCCGCAGGGGCAAGGGGACGAAUGAUUGUCUUGCGUUGCUUUCUUCAGAAAUUCAAAUGCCGAAAAAAAAAAACAAAUGGCUUCAGUAUUCUUGGACAUAAAGGGGACCUUCGAUUCUGUUUCAAUAGAGGUUUUGUCGGACAAAUUACACUCUCGGGGUCUGCCGCCUCUAUUGAAUAAUAUGUUAUAUAACUUGCUUUGUGAGAAACAUUUGAACUUUUCUCACGGAGAUUCGGCAGUAAGUCGGGUCUCUUACAUGGGCCUCCCCCAGGGCUCAUGUUUAAGCCCCCUUUUGUACAACUUCUAUGUAAGCGACAUCGACAAUUGCCUUACACAAAAUUGCAGCCUAAGACAACUUGCAGAUGAUGGAGUGGUGUCUGUCGUAGGACCAAACGAAUCCGACCUGCAAGGACCCUUACAAGAUAGUUUGAACAAUUUUUCAACCUGGGCCAUUGGGCUAGGGAUCGAAUUCUCCACGGAGAAAACAGAGAUGGUGGUUUUUUCUAGGAAGCAAAGCUUCAACUUUUGGGUAAACCGAUCACUCAUGCUAUGUCAUUCAAGUAUCUUGGGGUCUGGUUCGACUCUAAAUGUACUUGGGGGGCCCAUAUUAGGUAUCUGAGUAAAAAAUGCCAACAAAGAAUAAACUUUCUCCGUACAAUUACCGGCACCUGGUGGGGAGCCCACCCACAAGAUCUUAUAAUGUUGUAUCGAACAACUAUUCUCUCAGUGAUGGAGUAUGGCAGUUUCUGUUUUCAAUCAGCUGCCAAAACACACCUCAUUAAACUCGAGCGAAUUCAGUAUCUUUGUCUCCGUAUCGCGUUGGGAUGUAUGCCCUCAACGCAUACCAUGAGUCUCGAGGUUUUGGCAGGCCUACUCCCACUAAAAGAUCGCUUCAAUUUAUUAUCUCUUCGGUUCUUCAUCCGGUGUAAGGUCAUGAACCCAUUGGUGAUCGGAAAUUUUGAGCAGCUGAUCGAGCUAAAUUUUCACUCCGGAUUCAUGAGUUCAUAUCAUGAAUUCAUCUCCAUGCAGGUUGAUCCUUCUUCGUAUAUUCCCAACCGUGUUUGUUUCCCUGACUACAUCAAUUCCUCUGUGCAUUUUGAUCUGUCCAUGAAGCAAGAUAUCCAUGGGUAUUCAGAUUACCAACGAUCGAGGAUCGCUCCAACGAUCUUCGAUGAAAAGUAUGGGGGUAUCAAUUGUGAUAAUAUGUACUUUACUGAUGGGUCCACUAUAAACGAGUCCACAGGAUUCGGAGUGUUCAAGGAAUUUUUUAGCACCUCACACAGUCUUCAGAACCCUUGCUCAGUGUAUAUUGCUGAAUUGGCAGCAAUUCAUUGGGCGCUGGACAGCGUCGCCUCACGACCUGUUGAACACUAUUACAUUGUAACGGAUAGUCUUAGCUCUGUCGAAGCUAUCCGUUCAGUGAGGCCGGAAAAGCACUCGCCGUACUUCCUUGAGAGAAUACGAGAAAUUUUGAGUGCUUUAUCCAGACGCUGUUAUGUCAUUACCUUUAUCUGGGUCCCUUCACAUUGCUCCAUUCCGGGUAAUGAGAGAGCUGACUCAUUAGCAAAGGUAGGUGCAAUUGAAGGCGAUAUUUAUCAGCGUCAAAUCGCCUUCAAUGAAUUUUAUUCUUUAGUCCGCAAAAAUACCAUCGCUAACUGGCAACGCAAGUGGAAUGAAGACGAAUUGGGCCGGUGGUUUCACUCGAUUAUCCCUAAGGUUAGCCUCAAACCGUGGUUCAAAAGUCUGGACUUGAGUCGGGACUUUAUUCGCACCUUCUCCCGACUCAUGUCCAAUCACUGUUCGUUAGAUGCACUACUCUUCCGUUUCAAUCUUGCCAGCAGCAAUCUCUGCGUUUGUGGCCAAGGUUAUCACGAUAUCGAGCACAUUGUUUGGUCGUGCGAGGUGUAUCUGAUCGCCAGAUCGAAUUUAAAAAACUCCCUUCGGGCCCGAGGAAGACAGCCCAAUGUGCCGGUGAGAGAUGUGUUGGCUCGGUUAGACCUUGAUUACAUGUCCCAUAUAUAUGUUUUCCUUAAAUCUAUAGAUCUUCGUGUGUGAUUGCCCCUACAUCCUUAUACCCUCCUUUCCUUCCUUUGCGGGUAAUUCGACCCCUUGCUAUAAAUAGUAGAAUAAGUUGAAAUGUAAAUACACUAUAGAUAUACGAAUAGAUUUAUAAAUUGAGUGUUCAUCAACAUUGUUACAAUUUCCUUAUAUCCCAUCCUUCUCCUAAAAAUAUAUCACCCUCCUAAACUCGAGUACACCGCGAGUAAUCGGUUUUCCACCUUACUAACCAUAGAUGUAAGAAAAUUGUUUAUAUAUAUAGUUUUAAAAUUAUAUUUAAGAAUUCGGCUCCUUUAAACUUAAGUAACUGAGCCUGUAAAAAUAAACGAAUUAAAUAAAAAAAAAAGUAUGCAAAGUUGCUUGAAAGACCCAUGUGUUUACACCCACAACGUUUCGCUGCUAUCUGAGAUGGUGCUGCCAACGGUCAGUCGAGUUGGCAUGAAAUUCGUCCUUGACGAAAUUUUGAGGGUUUAUCAAGAUCACAGUUUUGAUAACCGGGUCACUAAAAUCAUAUCGCUUUGAAAUCUAUUUCACGAGUUCAACAUAGAAGACACGACAAAUCGAAUUGAAGGUCAGCUUAACAGUUGCAUCCAAUUGAAUUAAAAAAAAAUCUGUAAAUUCUGUAUCUUUGCCAAAAAUCUGUUAUACAGUUAUACAGAUUCUGUAUCUUAAAUUUGGCGAAAAAUCUGUAAAAUUACUUGAAUUAACUGUAUAUGUGGCAACCCUGGUCAUAACUUAGCUGCAAACACAUUGUAUUGUGGAUAAAACACAUUGUAUUGUGGACCUCAUCUAUCGAAUUCUUUUUUUUUCCAAUUCAUUUAUUUGUAAGGCUCAAUCGCAUGAGCUUUGCGGAGCCACUAAUUCAUGAUUUGUUUUUACAGAAUUUCAACUUAAAUCUAUGUUUAGUAGGUUUCGACCGAUUACUCGCGGUUUACUCGAGGUUAGAGGGGCAACAAUUUUUGUGGGAUGGAUCAGGUUAGGGAUAUGGAUAUGAGGUAUCGUUGUCUCAACCGAGAGUUUCCGCACGCACUGUAGCAUUGUGCAUAAAGACCAGGGAUAGCAUCUGGUGUUCGACUAUCUGUCGAGGGUGGGCGACGGUGAGAUGAGGGGACAAGACAAACAAACUAAUAACGAAAAAGAAAAAAAACACACAAAAGCAUUAAAUUCUUAUGCUAGUCCGUUUCACAAACAUAUAGAUCAACUGCUUAUAGCAGAUGUCGCGAGUUCCCAACACGUCUCUAACAGGAACAUAGGGUUGUCUUCUUUGGGCCCUAAGGGCAUUCAAAAGGUACUCUCUGGCUGCGUAAUUAUCCGUACAUUGCCAAACUGCGUGAUCGAUGUCAUCGUAACCGUUUCCACACCGACAGACGUUGCUUUGAACAAGAUUUAUUCUGUGGAGAUGCACAUCUAGCGAGUAGUGGUUGGACAUAAGUCUACUCAUUACACGAAUGAAGUCACGACUUACGUCCAGACCUUUGAACCACGCUCUCGAAGAAACAUUUGGAAUAAUUGAAUAUAACCACCGCCCAAGACUUCCAGUGUUCCAAUCAGUUUGCCAACUCAAGAGGGAACUCUGGCGCAGUAAUUGGAAAAAUUCAUCGUAUGAAAUCUGUCUAUCAAACAAUUCGCCUUCCUGGGCACCCACCUUUGCGAGAGUGUCCGCUUUCUCAUUGCCAGGAAUUGAGCAAUGAGAGGGGACCCAUACAAAGGUUAACUUAUAAGAUCUUUCGAUCAGUGCACUCAUCUGCUGCCUCACUUUUGUGAGGAAAUAAGAUGGGUGCCUACUAGUUUUCAUCGACUGGAGAGCCUCAAGCGAACUGAGACUAUCCGAGAAAAUGAAGUAAUGGUCUGCAGGCUUGUUGGAGAUCAUCCCCAAUGCGAAGUCGAUUGCUGCCAGCUCAGCAACAUAAACGGAACAAGGUUCCUGCAGUUUACGGAAGGCGCUCGAAUUUUCAUUGAAAACACCGAAGCCAGUGGAUCCAUUGAGGCGAGACCCAUCAGUGAAGUAUCUUUUCAUGCAAUUGACUUUUUGGUACUUUCGGUUAAAAAUACGGGGAAUGAAAGUUGGUCGAAGCUGAUCUGAAAUCCCAAGUAUUGCUUGUUUCAUCGACAGAUCGUAUUCAAUUGAGGAACUGCUGAUGGUGAAGUGAGCACGAUCUGGAGUAAACGAUGGAAGACAAAUAUCUGACGAAAUAUAGUGGUAAUAAAUUCUCAUAAACCGAGAUUGUAUAUUUAGAUGAAGAAGAAUUUUUUCAAAGUUUUCAAUCACAAGUGUGUUCGUGACUCCGCAUUUCACCAGUAUUCUGAGAGAAAGUUCCCAGAAUCGGUUCUGUAGAGGAGUUACUCCUGCCAGAACCUCGAGACUCAUGUUAUGCGUUGAGUGCAUACAGCCAAGGGCUAUACGCAGACAAUGAUAUUGAAUUCGUUCCAAUUUUAGAAGGUGACUUUUAGGUGCUGAGAGAAAGCAGAAAGAGCCAUACUCCAGAAUAGUUGUUUUAUAAAGCGUUAUGAGAUCUCCCGGAUGAGCUCCCCACCACGUGCCGCAAAUCGAACGGAGAAAGUUGACCCUCUUUUGACAUUUUUGCUUCAAAUACGUAAUGUGGGUAUUCCAAGUGCAUUUUGAAUCAAACCAGACACCAAGGUACUUGAAGGUCAAUGAUUGGGUAAUGCUUCUGCCCAAAAGCUUGAGUUGCAAUUUGGCUGGGAACCGCUUUCGAGUAAACACUACCAGUUCUGUUUUCUGCGGCGAGAAUUCGAUCCCUAAGUUCCUUGCCCAGGAAGACAAGUUACCUAGGGAAUUUUGCAAUGGUCUUUGCAAGUUUUCGGCAUGGGGACCUCUGACGGAAACCACACCAUCAUCUGCAAGUUGUCUUAGCGUGCAUUGUUCUGCCAAACAACUGUCAAUAUCUUUCACAUAAAAAUUAUAAAGAAGGGGGCUGAGACAUGAGCCUUGGGGUAGACCCAUAUAACUAUUUCUGGAAGUUGUCAGUUGUCCAAGGGUAAAGUUCAUUCGCUUUUCUGACAACAAAUUGUACAAGAAGUUAUUCAAAAUUCCAGGAAGUCCACAUCUGUCCAGAUUGUCUGACAGAAUUUCUAUGGAAACCGAAUCAAAAGCUCCCUUAAUAUCCAAGAAUACUGAAGCCAGUUGCUCCUUGUGCGCAAAGGCCAGUUGAAUAUCCGUAGAAAGCAACGCUAGACAAUCGUUUGUUCCUUUGCUCUUACGAAACCCAAAUUGUGUACUUGAUAGCAAAUUAUUCGUCUCGAUCCAUUGAUCGAGUCUUCGAAGGAUCAUUUUUUCCAACAAUUUUCUAAUGCACGAGAGCAUAGCAAUCGGACGGUAUGAGUUAUGGUCAGACGCUUGUUUGCCAGGUUUUUGAAUUGCUAUUACUUUGACCUGUCUACAUUCGGGUGGCACAAUAUUGUUUUCUAGUAGGGUAUUGAAUAAGUCGCGAUAUCGGGAAGAUUUUUUAGAAGAACGAAUUUAAUCAUAUCGCUUCCGGGUGAAGAGUUGUUCGAUGAAAGAAGAGCCAUAGAAAAUUCCAGCAUUGAGAAUGGUCUGUCCAGAGGUCCACCGCUUAGAGACGUUUCUCGAAGAAUAUGUUGGGCUGGAACUGAGUCUGGACAGACCUUUUUAGCGAAAUCGAAUAUCCAUCGGUUGGAGUAUUCCUCACUCUCGUUAGUAGAUAAGCGGUUACGCAUGUUGCGAGCUACCCUCCACAAGGUACGUACUGAGGUUUCACGAGAAAGACCUUCAAUGAAAUUGCGGCAGUAACCGCGUUUUUUUGCUUUAAUUAAUUGUUUCAGCUGUAUUUCAAGCUUUGAAUAUUCCUCGAAGUGUGUGGAUGUUCCAUGUCUACGAAAAGCUUUGAAAGCAUCAGAUUUUUUCAAAUACAAUUUUGUGCAUUCGUCGUCCCAGCCAGGAGUGGCUGGUUUUCUUUUAAACGGAGCACUUGGAACUUUUCUUUUUUGUGCUUCCAAUGAGCUUUUAUACAUCAAAUCUACAAAAAAUCGAUAUUCUUCCAAUGGUGGAAGUAUAUCUAUUGAUUCGACACCAAUUGUUACCGCCGUUGCAAAUUUUUGCCAGUCGAUGUUCCUUGUUAGAUCAAAUGGAACUCGAGAUGGUUCAGUGGAUUGCGGGCUACACUUGAUUGAUAUAUUGAUUGGCAAGUGAUCGCUACCAUGGGGAUCAUUGAUGACCUUCCACUGACAAUCUAAUGAUAGCGAGCUUGAGCAAAAAGAUAGGUCGAGUCGACUUUCUCGAGCCGGAGGUUUUGGAAUUCGUGUCGCUUCACCAGUGUUCAAGAUAGUCAAAUUGAAAUCGUCACAUAAAUCGUAAAAAAUAGCCGCUCUAGCGUCAUCAUAAGGAUCACCCCACCCAGUACCAUGAGAGUUCAUAUCACCCAGAAUUAGAACUGGGGAUGAGAGAAUCGAGAUUAGAUUCCAAAGAUGACUACGGCUAAUGUUAGUAUUUGGAGGAACGUAUACUGAAGCUAUGCAAAGUUCUUUAUUCUUUGCCGUUAUUUGACACGCGACAAUUUCGACGUCUGAUAGCGCUGGGAGAGGAAUUUUAUAGAAAGAGUAGCACUUUUUGAUCCCCAAAAGUACUCCUCCAUAAGAAUCAUUUCUAUCCAGGCGAAUAAUGUUAAAAUCGUGGAAGUUGAGUUCUGUAUCAGAAGAAAGCCAUGUUUCAGAAAGGGCGAAUAUAUCACAGUCAUAAUUUUGAAGUAAAAAUUUGAACGAGUCUAGUUUAGGCACUAGACUACGACAGUUCCAUUGUAGCACAUUGAUCAUAUCUCCUACUACGUUAGGUGAAUUAUCCAUCGAAAGAUGCAAGGAGGGGCCAUGAAACAGUCAAUUGUUUAAGAUAAGACUUCAGAGAUGGAAGCAAGGCAGAAAUAAGGCUUCUAAGGGGGUCUUGAAUAUUGAGGGUGUUUAAUAUAAAGUCCACAAUGUCCGAAAAAGCUAUCAAUCCUCGAUUGGACGCGAAUUUUCUAUGAGAAGAUCGAGGGGCAGCGUUUUUGUUUCUCUCUCUUCUGGGUAACGGCGUAUAAUCCUUACUGCAACCAGGAAUUGGCUGAGAAGGAGUCUUCGGAUUAGUUUUUUUACCAUUAUCCUUGGAAUUAGACAAUCUUCUGAGGAUCAUUUUAGCUUUCUUACGGUGCAUCAUUGGUGAAGAGAGUUUUCUUUUUUGAGAAUCAUCCUUUGUCGAAAAUUCUGGUGCAGCCGUAGUGUGAUCCUCAUCAGAAUCAGAGUCCAAUUCUUGAGUUGACAAAACCGAAAAUUGGUUUUCAUCAUGAGCGGCUGAUGCGGCCUUGAGCAUUUCAGCAUAAGUCCGCUUGGAGCGUCCUGUGAUAGAACGCUUCACUUUAUCGGAGUGCUGUUUGUACCUUGGGCACUCCUGUAGUGCGUGAGGAUUCUCGCCACAGUGGAUACAUUUUUCCACUGUUUGUGUACAAGAAUCCUCACUGUGUUUUUCACCACAUUUACCGCAGCGGAACUUGUUGCCGCAAUGGCUGGAAGAAUGUCCCAAAUUUUUACAGAUGCUGCAAUUAUAGACCCGCGGUACAAACAAGCGCACCGGAAAAAAAACACUAUCUACUUUCACAUAGUUCGGGAGAACACAACCAGUGAAAGUCACCCGAAACGAGUGUGAAGGCUUAUAGACUUUUUGGUUGUCUUCCAAAGAUGCUGCAUGUAGUUGCCUAACAUCCAGAAUCUUCACAAGCUCACCAAUUAGGGAGUUUUUAAAACAACCCGAUGCUUUUUUCAAUUCUUCAACACUCAGACUCGCAUCGGAGACUACGCCUUCUAUCUCCACAUCUCGAGAAGGGAUGUAAAUGUGGUACUUCCUGUUGAAAAUCUCGUGGUCAACAAUCUUGUUCGCCACAUCAAAAGUCGGUGCUUCUACACGCAGUUUGUCCGGUCUCUCUUUACGUAUCAAGACAUCCGGAUACUUACGCAGCAAAUCUCUUGAAAUGUCAAGAGUUCUCAACGAUUUCUCCUUGGGCCGAAAGAAAACAACCCAUGGUGCUUUUGAGGACUGUUGGUAAUAGCGCGUCCGCGCAACAAUAGCAUCAGCAGACGCCAUAACGGUUGCGCAAACGGUGCGCAACCGUCUAUGAAAAACAAAAAAAAACUUUCUCACACACACGCACACACACACACGCGCGCGCAAAAACUCAACUUAAAACUAACUUAGACUUAAAAUUAACGUAAACUAAAAAAAUAUUUUAAAACUAAAAUUACUUUCCAAAAAAAAAAAUUCUUCAAAAAAAAAUAUUAAUUUUAAGUGUCCGAACAACCUUGAACACCCCUAUUCAGAGAGCGAUACAAAGCCGCGCGCUACAAGGUAAACACUAUAGCGCGACGGCAAAAUCUAUUGUUGUACUUAUCUGUUUUGUUGACGGCGUUCAGUGGAACGAAUGAACAGGCCACCGAUCCGGGCUUGCCAGAGAGGCGCUUCCUGUUGCUUUUGGUGCACUUCACUUGCGACGAAAGCAGAAAAAAAACAACUAAAAACCACUUUAGAAAAAGGAAAAAAAAACAGCUUCGAUUUAUUGCUAACAGAGCACGAACAAUAGACGUCCGGCUCUUACAAUUGAUCGAUGAGGAAUGAUCUAUCGAAUUCUAUAGCAAACUCAAAUUGGAAUGUAUUUGCAGUUGAGUUAUUAACUAAAGGAAAAGCUGAUAAAGAGAAAUCGAUCAUAUCACUUACACCCCUUUCUUCUAAGUUUCUCAAAUUUUUUUUUUCGUUUUUCUUUUUCGAAAUUUGUUCUACGCCGACCCGCCGUAGGAAUAGUGAUCCCCUAUUUUUGAAAUUAAUCGUUCAUCGAUUAAUCGAAUACUUUUCAGCAAUUUGUUAUUCGAUACGAUUAAUCGCCCCAAAUAAUCGAAAGUAAUAGUUAGUUAGUAAUUAUUUGUUAGACUAAUAUUUCUCAUUUGCUAAGAAGCCAUCUGGAAUAAAAAAAGUGAUCAUUCCGCCUGUAAUACAAUUCUCGCGUAACUUUUGAAAAGGUCCUAUGUAUCAUUCACAUCAACUCGAGAAAAAAGGAGUUGAAGAUCGUAAUAUUGUUCCGCGAAUUGUUUCAAAAGAAAUCAAUCUUUAUCACUACUUUUACCACUAGCAGUCAAUAAUAACUCUGAAAAAUCAAUCGUAACUGUUGUCAUGUGAUUUUAGUUUGAAAUUGAAGCCUUCGAGCGAAAAAUGUUACAUUGGGCGUUUUGACUGACCGACAAAUAACGUUGCACGAUGAGAAUUUGAAAAUAACUACUGAACAACGAUCCAAAUACUUGCACUUCGUGCUAAAAGCAGAUCAUUAUUGUUAUAACUCGUUGAAUUGAACGAUAUCUACACCCGAAAAUAACAAAAACUCAAAAUGACCGAAGUGCGAUUUCGUGUUGUAUUGGUUGUUUUGUUACUUCGGACGUAUCGAGCGUCAGAGGAAAGUGAUGUCCGAAGUAACAGUCGAGUGCUUAAAAUUCGAAUCUGUACAUUGGUCAUUUUUUGAAUCGGCGAUAAAAAGGUCUUCUUCUUCUUCAAUGGCACUAACGUUCCUAGAGGAACUUCGCCGUCUCAACGUAGUAUUACUUGCGUCAUUUUUAUUAGUACUUAGUUGAGAUUUCUAUGCCAAAUAACACGCCUUGAAUGCAUUCUGAGUGGCAAGCUCUAGAAUACGCGUGAUCACAGUGCAAGUCGGAGGAAAUUUCUUUGACGAAAAAUUCCCCCGACCAGAACGGGAAUCGAACCCGAACACCCGGCAUGUUAGUUAUGACGCUAACCACUCGGCCAAGGGAGCACCGGCGAUAAAAAGGUGAAAAGGAUAGAUACUUGAACGAUUGUUUUCUCAAUGCAUUAAUUGAUUGAUAACUAAUAGCGAAUUCGUUUUUGUUCAGUUUCAACCCCAGUGCCGCACUAACUGCUGUCAAAACGUUUUUUUAUUCACUCAGUUUCGCACUCAGUGUCGCACUAGUUCGCCCCGAAAACUGUUAGUUUCGCACUGAGAUGUUUCACGGGUUGGCACUCGGGUUCACCAAUACAACUAUACUGAACUGUCAAGUUCCGAAUAUUAUUUUGGAAAAUCUAAAAAUAAAGACUAUGAAAAGGGAAAACCUGCUGCUUUUGCUUUUGUAUUAUUGGAAGCGUAAUCCAAUUCGGAUUCUGAUUUUGAAGAGUAUAUUCGAGUAGACGGCAUUAAGCUACGUGUGCUUUCAUUGGGAGGUGAAAAUAAUGAUGGAUAUUCAGGUGGAAUAAAUUUCAAAAUCAAAAUUAUGAAUGAAAAUUUACUUUAACGUAUCGAAUAUUUAUUUUAUGUGAUUAAAUAAGAGGAUUUUUCCGAUAUCGCAGAAACAUAUUGAACGAAAACUGUGUCUAAUGAUGAUUUUAUAUUAUAAUAGUAAUUAUUUGUGGAACAAACAGGAAAUGCAUCGACAAAUGGUUAAGUGAGUGUCAGAACUACAUGUGUUAGGUAAUCGAACAAUAUGAAGUACAAAUUUUCAUUCAAACUUUUAUAUGUUUACACUGCACUUGGCCCUUCUGAUCUGAUGGAGAACAAUUUACCUCCCAAGCACUAAUAUCACCACCAGACGUCGACACUGUACAUUUGCCGUCGUAAAUAUAAACAAAUCAGACUAUAUAACGUACACCAACAAACCAACGCAUUCGUGAAACUGAAAACGUUUUUUUAUUACAGAGUCAGUUUGGCACUGACUCAGUUUUAAAAACGAAUUCGUUAUAAUAGUGUGCAUCCAUUAACUCGAUUUGUUUACAUUUGUUACUUAGGACCUUUUCAAAAGUUACGCGAGAAUUAUUAUCUAUUACGCACCCUCGUAACCAAGGAAAGUGAAGUGGAAGGUAAAACGUAAUGUCAGAAUUGCCGUUCGGACGUAUCCCUUUCGCCGGCACGGUUGAUUGUCGUUAUGAACCAGCACAAAAAACAAAGCUGCAAAUUAUGCGCCAGUGGCGGUACCACGAUCAAAGCUUAAUCACAUUAGCCGAGCCAGCUGGCGGAAGCAUAUGCAUAAAGGUUACUAGGUUACUAUUUUCAACGACAACUGUUUAUUUAUUAUACUGCUUCAAAUACCUUCGACGAAAUCAAAUGUAACCAUACCAACGUAAGUAAUAAUAUAAACAAAUCCAAACUUUUCGUCUUGCCAUUUCUCAUACGUCUUUUCUAAAUAGUGUAAAUUACGAGCCACCUGUUAACUCCACCAUCUUGCUCGUAACCUCGUAAAGGAAGCUCAAUUCGCGUUGACGGUAUUCAGUUCGUUUACGAGUUAAGGGAAGCGUCAAAGAUAAUGAUUUAUUUUCAGGAUAAAGUGCGAUUCACAUACAACAUCCACGUCACGUUCACGUUCCGUCCCGUCACGUUGCGUCAAUUAUUCUUCCAAGAAGUCUUCAGAAUUCAACUCGGUGCUGAUGUGCAACAAGAUUUUUGUACCCAGUUGAGUUCCCACUCCUUGUGCACACAUGCGCUCUGGCAAAUGAGCACGCUCCGAAACACAGAUGAAAUGUUUGGUUGUCAGCGCCGUUCUUACGCAGAGAUUUGCGCCCAGUGUUAAGCUGAGUUUUACGCUGAAAAUUGCGCCGUAUUUUUAUACUGCGCGCUUGAAACUGGAUUGCUCUCUCUGUUGAGAUAUUUUUCUUCACACAAGCGUAUACGGUUCAAAUGGGGGCGCGCUGUUGUUUUUAUGCUUUGCUUAGAACGAACGAAGACAAAGCGGGCACUAGAAUUUGAUGUGUAUGUGUGUGUAUAGAAUGAGACGCGCAUCACACAAGUGAAAAGAAAUGUUUAGUAUCUGAGUUUUGCGCCGGGUACAUUUUGCGCUGUCGUGCUUAUGAAUUUUGUGCUAUUCGCACCAAGAAGAAUACGAGUUUUCUUUGAGCGCGCGCUGAUGAAAAUUGAACUCAACCGCAGCUUUAAUUUUCUGAAGACUGCUUCCAAGCAGUUCUUAUGCAAACAUUCCUAUACAUGUGAAUGUAUGUGAAUGCUUCAUUAGGUAUUGCAUGGAAGAAAAAUUGAAAAACGUGACAUGACGGAACGUGAACGUGACGUGGAUGUUGUAUGUGAAUCGCGCUUGAAGUGCGCUACACGUACAGCGUCAUCGUCACUGUCCCGUCAACUAUUCUCUUGGACUUAUUUUGCCGACGUCAAAGUUGCCGGUGAUUGUGUAUGUGAAUGCUCCCAUACGAUUCCCAUGAGAGAAUAUUUGACAAAUCACUCCUUCACGCUGACUUUACGGUGACAGGACGGUGUAUGUGUAGCCCACUUAAAACAGCAGCGGCCGUACGUUUUUUUUGAAGGUUUUUUUUUUGAUUCGUUCGAUUAAUAAUCGGUUUCUGUAGGAAGUAUUCGAUUAAUCGAUUAAUCGAACGAUUAUCGGGGAUCACUACGUAGGAAGCGGCCGUCUCAACGUGGUUUUACUUUCGUUAUUUUUAUAACUGCUUUCAGUUAAGCAUUCCUAUGCUAUAUAACACGCCUUGAAUUUAUUCUGAGUGGCAAGCUCUAGAAUACGCGUGAACCACAGCGCAAGCCGGGAAAAGGUUUCUUUGAUGAAAAAUCCACCGAUCAGCACGGGAAUCGUAGUCAAACCUUCAGCCUGACAAUGUAUAACGCUAAUCGCUCGGCCACGGGUGAAAACAAUAUUGAUCUAUCUAAAUAGAAAAGAUGGUUGUUAUCCAGAUUUGUUUCGCGCAUUAUUCACCUUGUAUUAUUAGAUGUGUAUUAUAUUAUUGAAUUAGGUUAACCAUAUGUUUUAUUUACAAUUAUCGUAAUUCCAAAAAAUCUAUAUGC
Molecule: messenger RNA, 14211 nt
Organism: Toxorhynchites rutilus septentrionalis
Lineage: Eukaryota; Metazoa; Arthropoda; Insecta; Diptera; Culicidae
Exons: 2
Coding region: 1913-3418 (501 amino acids)
Molecular function (GO): RNA-DNA hybrid ribonuclease activity; nucleic acid binding
Source: RefSeq, a predicted model, not a curated record